AUUAUAUAAUAAAAAUGGCUUUAUGGAAAAUAUUUCAAAAGGCAGGUUAAAAAUCUACAAUGCCUGCUCUGUUUAAAGAGACUUUAUUUGAAAAACCAAAUGAAUUUUAAUAUAAAGUGAAAAAUAUAGCAAUAAGUUAUGAAACAUCAUCUUGGAUGUUAAGAGAAGGUAUAGUAGAAUACAAUCCAAAUAAAUGGGGAUAUGUUUUAAGUAAAUCUCAUAGAGACUUUAAUGAUUAUUGGACAAGAAGUAUAUAAAAAUAAGAUUAAUAGCAAUGUUUACAAGAUGUGGAUUAUUUUUGACAGCAUGUUGGUUAUUUAGCUGCUUAUAUACAAAACCAAGAUUUGAUUGGUAAGAUUAUCAUGAUCCAAAAUUUGAAUAGAAGACUUACGGUGAUUUAGAGGAAGGAGGUGAUGAAGGAGGAGAUGAUGAUUGAAAUAUAAAUGAGAAAUAUAAAUAAAGAAUAAAUAUUAGAUAAAGAUCCUAG
Messenger RNA from Paramecium sonneborni, 487 nucleotides. The record is from the annotation of a GenBank genome assembly. NCBI's taxonomy places the organism in Eukaryota, Ciliophora, Oligohymenophorea, Peniculida, Parameciidae.